Notodromas monacha is the source of this 1685-nucleotide messenger RNA. NCBI's taxonomy places the organism in Eukaryota, Metazoa, Arthropoda, Ostracoda, Podocopida, Cyprididae. The record is from the annotation of a GenBank genome assembly.
AUGUUACGACCCCGAAGAGAAAACGUGAUGCGGCGUUUGAGAUGCGUGCGAUCGACGCACCUGUGGGGGGUUAUGAGUUUCUUAUCGGCGGGAAAAACACGAACCUUUUAUCUCGCCUUUGCGGAUUUGUUUGCUUGUUUUGUACCUUCUGAGGGGUUUCGGAAUUGGGUCAAGUGUCAUGUCGGGUCCUUAGACGAGGGGCGACGUUAUCGGGAAUUCCGGGCCGAGUGUGAGUGCACAAAUUGCAAUGAGCCGGUGUUGCAGCCAGAGCAGAGCCUGCAGUUCUUCUCGGACUACAGCAGGUGCUACGAGUGCCAGAAGUGCAAAACAUUCGACUACCACUUCGCCAAGCCGCUGAGCGUGGCAUUCGCGCCCAAGAAGCCGACGCCGCCGCAGAUCAAAGCCAUCAUCCACCAGCACAGCGUGAACGCCAAGUCCGCCUCGGCGUCGCCACCACCGCCAUCCCCGGCCCCAGUGACGCCAGCCGCCAUGCCGUGGCUGCCGCCGCAACUCGCCGCCUUCUACCACGCGGCGCCGCAGGACCUGUACUUCCUGCACCACCAGAUGGCGCCUCCGGUCCGGCGCUACCAUACGGGUUUCAUGGGAGACGUGCAGCACCACGUUUCUCCGCUCGCCAUCGUCGCCGAAUCGUAACGUUACGCCCCUUGCCUUCUUGCCGUAUGAGCGAGGAAAACGGGUCGGAUUCCUUCUUCCCCUUGCUUCUUCUUCUUCUGCCUCCCUAAUCCCCCCACCCCCCUUAGUCAUUUAUUUAAUCCUUCUUUUCGAACCCUCUUAUUCUAUAUAAGUUUGUGCUUGUACAAAAAAAGAGAAACAAAAAAAUGAGGGGAAAAAAAGAGAGAGAAAGAAGAAAACGGGGGCCGAGAAUAUUUUCAGCCAGCUCUUCUGCUUCAUCUUUCAAGAAAAGCCCUCCGCUUUUCAUGGCUAGUCACGAGCGCAAGAGUUUUCCCUUUUUCUUCUAUAUUUAUGUUUCUCUCCUUCUUUCUUGAAUUUUCAUGAAGAAAAAAGAAAGAUAUUCUUACUUGGUUUCCUUUUCAUAUCGUAUUUAUCGCAGGAUGUUUCCGUUGCUGCGAUCGACGGAGAUUUGUUUUUUUUUCAGCGCUGGAAAAUCUUUUUUUUUGUUCUGUUCGGCAAGGCGCUGAAAAAGUGAUGAGUUCUCGGGAUUUUUUCUGAUGGUGAGAUGGAAGGAUGCGAUUUUUUCUCGCCUCAACGAGGGGGUCGUUAUAGGAAGUAAAAUAAGAAGAAGAGAGAACCUGGAAAAUGGGUUCCCCGGAAUUUUUGAAAACUUGCCUCCGGAUCGGAAUAAAAAGGGUCCCGGAGGAAAGGAUUCGAUAACGGGAGAGCUGGAAGUUUUUUCAAGAAGGACCAAUCAAUUUUUGUUUUCGCGGUGGAAAAAAAAAGAUACACUUUUUCUGAAGGAAGAUUUUUUUUUUUUCGAAACGACAAGAAAAAAAAUAAGUAUUCACUAGGUUAGUCAAGAACUGUUUUUCCCCUUCUCUUUGGUGUCGUGUCGUGCUUCUGUUGGAGUUCCGCGGGUUUGCUUUUUUUCCGCCUGGCGCGUCUCUUUUUCCGGCAGGAAAAAAAAACCCAAAAACGGAACGUAGCUGGAGUGGUCCAAGAAAUUCUUUUUUUUUUUUGACGAUGAAGAAAAAUGUUUCCGGGGCGGG